This is a messenger RNA of Botrytis fragariae, 612 nucleotides long. RefSeq names its product putative minor allergen alt a 7 protein. NCBI's taxonomy places the organism in Eukaryota, Fungi, Ascomycota, Leotiomycetes, Helotiales, Sclerotiniaceae. The record is from RefSeq and is a predicted model, not a curated record. Gene Ontology annotation, molecular function: NAD(P)H dehydrogenase (quinone) activity; FMN binding. Bases 1 to 612 code for a protein of 203 amino acids. The transcript is spliced from 5 exons.
AUGGCUCCUAAAGUAGCUAUCGUUUUCUACUCCAUGUAUGGCCACAUCCAAAAGCUUGCUGAAGCCGAACAGGCAGGUCUCAGGAAAGCCGGAAUUGAAGCCGAUCUCUUCCAAGUUCCAGAGACUCUUCCUCAAGAGGUCUUGGCUAAGAUGCACGCUCCCGCAAAAUCAGACAUUCCAAUCAUUGACCAAAAGACUCUUGCGAACUAUGACGCAUUCCUCUUCGGUAUCCCAACCAGAUAUGGUAACUUCCCCGCCCAAUGGAAAGCCUUCUGGGACGCUACCGGCAGCCAAUGGCAAACCGGAGGCUACUGGGGAAAAUUCGCCGGAAUCUUCGUUUCCACCGGCACUCCAGGUGGUGGGCAAGAGAGCACCGUUCUUGCUUCUCUCUCAACAUUAGCUCAUCACGGCAUCAUCUAUGUUCCAUUGGGUUAUGCAAAGUCGUUCCCACAACUCGCAAACUUGGAAGAGGUUAGAGGUGGUUCCCCAUGGGGUGCCGGAACUUUCGCUGGCGCCGAUGGAUCUCGAUCACCCUCUGCACUCGAGUUAGAACUUGCUACCAUUCAAGGCGAGGAAUUCGGAAAGACCAUCAGCAAAGUCAACUUCGCGUGA